GCCGUUCCCCGCUCGCCGCCGAUGGUCCCGGCGCAACAUGGCGGCCGCCGGCCGGGCCGGACCUUGAGUGCCGCUGCCCUCGUUCCGCCCGCGGGGCCGAGGCCGCCGGGGACAGCGUCCGGCCCGGCCCUCCGCCUCACGGUGAGGGGAUGCUGCGGGCGAAGGGGUGGUGCGGGCCGGGCAGAGGGCGGGGAGAGCGCUCCGGCUGUGCGUGGCCACGCUGGCCAGGGGAGAGGGCGGGCGGCGGGGAACAAAGGGCUGCGGGCUGCCUCGGUGCUGGGCUCGGGUGGAGCAGCUGAGGGCAGGGAUGCGCCUGCAGGGCUCUCUUAAAGCAAAAUAUGUAUAUAUAUAUAAAUAAAUUUUAGAAAUGGACCGACAGACCCACCAAAGUUGCAGAAUGCGUGUUUUGCUGAGGGCACGGCUCGAAGCGUCCUGCGUGUGGUUAACGGGACUGCGCAGAGAAAAGCCUUCGUGCUCACUGGAGAUCUGAGCCGCCAAGAUAAUCCGAGACUUACAGCAAGAGCUGUGGUGCUCCGUCCCUGCAGGUGCCCCAGGCCGUGGGUUGGCCCUGGGCAGCCUGAGUUGGUCCCCAGCCCGUGGGGGGGUCAUUAAGGUUCCUUCUAAACUAAGCCGUUCUAUGGUCUCAUAACAGUGCCUGACGCUGGCUGUGCUUAGGGCUUGUUUUCUCCUUGUAUUCUCUCAUCUGGAUGCCUCGUUUGUGAGAUGCCGGUUGAGCGGGACCCAAAGAAGACCUGGAAGAUCCCGAAGAGAGAGCUUUGUGGAAAAGCAUCUUGUAAUAGCAGGCUGUAGGUAGUGCCUGGGAUUGGAGAGAGGACAGCAUCGCCUCUUGAACCUUCUUUGAACCGUGCUCCCAGCAGGGAAGCUGAUGUGAAAGAAACCAACUAUGAAGGGUCGGAGGAAUUUGUACUGCCUGUUUCCACAAUUACUAACAAAUACCCAUUUUGGAAACCUGUAAGCUCUGUUAAGAAAAUACACUGAAGUGGCUGACCAGUGUGCAGAAUAACAUUGAAAGCAGCAGUGAUCUCUGCAAGAUUACCUGAUGAUGCUGGAGAGUGAUUAUGACUGCAGGGAGCACGGUGCUGGUCAGUACAGAAGGGCCUGUAAAGUGAGCUGAGGAUGAGAUGGAUUCACUACAAAAGACUUGAUGCUCUCGCUAUAUACAUCAUCAGUGAGCUGCAGAUAAACACAGCACACACAUCAGAGGAUGGAUGCGGAGGUGGACUGGGACUCCGAAAAUAGCACUUGUGAUACAGGUGAGGAGCUGUCAAAUGAUUCCAGAAAGAGCACUAAGGAGGUGGGCUACAAGUCUUGCCUCCAGGAGGAGGUGGGCAUGAAUUACUCACAGACGCUCAGUCCUUGUCGCAACACUGCAGGACCAUCAGAUAAACAGGAACUUUCUACAGAGUUGCAGCAUGAAGAUAAAGAAAUCUAUCAGACCUAUUACCAGAAACAGGGUGAGAGUACAGCUGGGAUAUUUGUCCCCUCCAGUACCAACUUGGACCUGCAGUGUGAAGAUAAAACCUCACAGCGUGGUUCCUCUGAGCACUCCAGGAGAUCACGGAGAAGAGCACGUGGUGAUAAUGAAAAUGCCCUUCUUGAUGGUGUGUUUGCUGCAGAGCCUGCACCUGGGAAGGCUUUGUCCUAUCAGUGCAAGAAGUGUGGUGCCUCUUUCCAGGGGACAAGUGAGCUGCAGCAGCAUAAACGGACUCACCUCGUGGAAAACUCAUACCGCUGUCCUGUCUGUGCCAAAGAGUUCUUCCGUGCAGCAAACUUACGCAUGCACAAGCUCAUUCAUAACAGUGACAGGCCACACAAGUGUCCAGAGUGUGACAAGGGUUUCAUUCGCACGGCUGACGUCUGGAGGCACCUCCGCAAUGUGCACAAGAUAGAGCGCUCCAUGGUGAUCUUAGGAAAUGGCAUGGCUAGGAACCCGUGGUCGAUAGUGCACCGUAACCAGCACACUGUUGAGUACACCGAUCAGCCUUGUGCAGAUAACCACAAGGCUGAGGAAGAAGACUGUAAGCCUUACGCCUGCCCAACGUGUGGCAAAGGUUUCGAUAAACCAAACCUGCUUUCCAAACACAAAGUGAUCCACCGGCAGGAAAAGCCCUAUAAGUGUCAGGAAUGCGGCAUGGCGUUCGUCCAGCUGCUCAGGCUGAAAAGACACCAGCAGACUCACUCUGGGGUGCGUCCCUUCUAUUGUGAGGAGUGUGGAGGGACGUUCACAAGGCUGGCCUCGCUCCAGCGCCAUCAGCGCAUCCACACCGGAGAGAAGCCCUACUCUUGUGAUUACUGUGGGCAUUCCUUCACCGAGUCAGGUACCCUACGGAGGCAUGAGCGCACGCACAAGUUGGACAAAUCUUAACUCUUUGUGAUUGUGGGCUCUCAGGUUCUUACCUGAAGAGGCUUGAGAAAAGCACUCCACCGCAUGCACUACAACCAAUCCAGACCCACGUCCCAGCAGUGGGAAGCGCAGGAACUUGUGCUGGUAGAGCUUGCACUUUGCUGGUUUUAAACUGCCUUUGUGUGAAUAAUUUACUGAAUUACCACUGAGUAAUGAAAUGUGAGACUUGUGAAGACUGAAAUAGCUCACAUGUGCUAGCAUUGUGUCACCACUGUGAAUGGGAGGUGCAUCUGCUUGAGCUUUUUGCAGGGAUGCAGGGGCUAUGAGACUUCUCUCUGCAGUCCUGGUUGCUGGACUAAUUGGCUCUGCCCUCUGGAGUGUGAUGACUGGUUGGCAAUGGCUUUGGAGAUCUGUUGUUGCAGGUCUUAAAGUCAGAACAGUCCACAGUCAUCCAUGUAUCUGUUCUUACAUUCUGUUGAGGUUUUCUUUCCAUUAUGUGUUUUUAUUUGGAAGAGAAGUAAAAUGUUUGUUAUUUAAAAACAAAACGAAAAACAAGCCACCCACAAAACAAUUCCUUAAUAAACGCGACAGUUGUCAGCUGUA
Phasianus colchicus (ring-necked pheasant) is the source of this 2968-nucleotide messenger RNA. The record is from RefSeq and is a predicted model, not a curated record. Lineage: Eukaryota; Metazoa; Chordata; Aves; Galliformes; Phasianidae.